Messenger RNA from Sander lucioperca (pikeperch), 1254 nucleotides. RefSeq lists its product as uncharacterized. Lineage: Eukaryota; Metazoa; Chordata; Actinopteri; Perciformes; Percidae. The transcript is spliced from 5 exons. The record is from RefSeq and is a predicted model, not a curated record. The coding region runs from base 30 to 737 and encodes 235 amino acids.
UCUCAGCAGAUUCUAACUUUAGAGCAAAGAUGGACAAAAGCUUUGCAGCUUAUAGGAGCCCACAAUUCAGCACCUUUUUCUUAAUCAUUGUGAUUUUUACUUACAAUGGACUGCUUGAGAGGGAAUACCUAUGCAAAUGUGAAGGAUGGUUUAGAAGGUUUAGCUGCUUUACCUACUCGGUCAUACCAACUAUAAUUUUAAUUCUUUUACAACUAUGGACUGAAAAUGUAUUGAAUUGUAAACGCAAGAGGGGUAGGAUUACAGGUUUACGCGUUGUCAAGGCAGUCUGCGUAGGUUCGCUGUGGUUUAUCUCUUUGUUAUUCAAGGGAGACUGGGUUGUUUGCUGUUUUCACUCUGAUCUGUACUGCAAUACAACUAUCAAACUCUCAGAGGAUGGACAGAAGGAUAUCGGCGAAUUGAAACAGAAAUCAACUAUUAUCGGCUUCUUUUUGGUCUUAGUCAUCAUUAUUGGGGCUGCCGCAAUGACAUCAACUAGAUUGAAGAAAAAAUGGAUUGGUAAGGAUUAUGUCAAAGAAGAAGUGAGAUUCGACGAAAAGGAAAAUGUCCAGAAAGAGAUAGAAAGAGAAGACUUGAUAGAAGAACUCAAAAAAAAACAAGAACCAGCCGGACCACCAGUAACCCAGGAAUGGGUCCCUUACCAAGUCCGUCUUUCACCACCAGGACACGAGGAUCAAAUAAUUCAUGUUGAACUACGGAGCCAAAAGAUGAAUCCAUAACAGACUGGGUCUGGGUCUGUCUGAGGUUUCUGCCCAAAAGGAGUUUGUCCUCGCCACUGUUGCAACAAAUACUUGCUCCUUGGGGAAUUGUUGGGUCUUUGUAAAUUAUAGAGUGUGGUCUAGACCUACUCUAGCUGUAAAGUUUCUUGAGAAGAGUCAACUCUUGUUACAAUUUGAUACUAUGAAUAAAAUUGAAUUUUGCUAAUAUUAAAUUAAAUGGCUUGAUCAUAUUUACUGAUACAGACAAUUAGGUUAUGGGUCUAUUAACCUCCUGUUGUCCUCCCGGGUCAAAACUGGAAUUGAACAUUUUGGUUUUUUUUGUUUUAUGCUUUUUUCAACAUUUCCUUUGCUUUUUUUCACUACCAUCAGUAUACUGUACACACCACUUACACCAACUUAUUACCACUAGUUUUACACUAUUUUUUCAAAUUUGUGGUCAAUUAACCUGAUUUAUAUGAAGUUACAUCUAAUUUCUGUGUUAGAAAAGCUGAAAUUAUUAAUUAUUUUGACUAAUAGU